Molecule: messenger RNA, 744 nt
Organism: Penicillium bovifimosum
Lineage: Eukaryota; Fungi; Ascomycota; Eurotiomycetes; Eurotiales; Aspergillaceae
Exons: 1
Coding region: 1-744 (247 amino acids)
Source: RefSeq, a predicted model, not a curated record
AUGGCACCGAGCUUGCUUAGCCUCCCCAGUGAGCUCCGUAUUGAGAUAUUCAAAUAUCUCCUCGUGCAAAGAGAGCCUAUUGUUAUCAGGCAGCGCCCGUUUCAUGAGCUAGAGCCUAAUAUUCUCUCCACGAACAAGCUCUUUCUUGUGGAGGGUAGGCCGCUACUCUAUGGUUACAACUGCUUUAGCUUUGGCCCGUACAGUUCUGAUAUGGCCCUCCCCCACUUUAUUGAUGUUAUUGGUUCUAUCAACGCAUCUCACCUCUGGAAUAUCUAUAUUGACUUCCCGAACGUCUGCAAGAUUGAAGACGAAGUCAGCCUGCGCGAUGAAAGCCUUCAUAUGCUCAAAAUGAUCCAGGAAAAAUGCACCAAUCUUCAGAAGCUUACAACAGCUGCCGAAACAACCUAUGAGAUGGAAGCCAAGCUCGAGUCAUUUGACAGCCCUAAACUCUAUGACAAGGCCCUUGGUUUGGUUGCUGCUCAUUUCAGGACUAUUCCAUCUCUCCAGAAGGUCGUUGUUGAGGUGUACGAGGAGGGUACCAGUCUGGAUAUCAGAAAGAAAAUGGAAAAUCUUGGUUGGAUACCCGAGGUGGUGAAGCCAAUGGAAAAGGCGGAGUGGGACUUUGAAUGGGACAUGGAAGAGCGCUGGUCGCCCGACAUGCUGGAUGAUGACGACGAUGAUGAUUACGACGAUGAUUACGAUAUCGACAACGAUAGUGACUUUUGGAGACGGGCAGCGGAUUAA